Fonsecaea multimorphosa CBS 102226 is the source of this 534-nucleotide messenger RNA. RefSeq lists its product as uncharacterized. NCBI's taxonomy places the organism in Eukaryota, Fungi, Ascomycota, Eurotiomycetes, Chaetothyriales, Herpotrichiellaceae. The transcript has a single exon. The record is from RefSeq and is a predicted model, not a curated record. The coding region runs from base 1 to 534 and encodes 177 amino acids.
AUGUCCCCGGCACCAGUUCCUCCCUUGCCGUCAUUCAUCUCUCACGUCGCCGACCUGUACGACGCGUACAUCCUCCCUCAGCUCCCCUCACCUGUGCAAUCCAUAUCCAACAACCUGUCCCCCCUCCUCACCUCAAUCCUCUCAGCCGCCUCCAACGGCGACCUCGUCUCGCUCGCCGCCUUUCUACUCACCGUCUACCUCACCCUGAAAAUCGCAGACUACAUCCGUCGCUCCGUCAUCGGGUGGGUGGUCCUCCUCGUCAAAAUCGCCAUGGUCCUAGUGGUGCUCAACUGCGUGUUUUACGUCAAUCGGUACGGCUGGCAAAAGGCGCUGAACGAUGCCGAGUGGAUCUUUGGAAUGGUCUGGGGCUUUGUCGAGGGUAAAAUCGCCAAUGCGGGAGAUGGCUCGGAUAACAGGACGGGAUGGGCCCAGAAUCAGAACCCUUGGGGUGGUGUGUAUGGAGGUGGAAGACAACAGGUUCCUGUCGCGCGAGGCAGAUCAUCAAAGGGGAAAAGCGGGUUCGGAUGGACGUGA